UUUGCGGUAUCGUGAAGUGAUCAAUUUUUUGAACUCAAGAUGCGCUGCAGCUUACACUUUCGGGAAAUCCGGUACAAGUUUUUCUUGAUGACGAAUGUUCUUUGAUACUUGAUGACGAAGUAAUCUACUGUAUAGAUUUAGGCAUCGUAGUAGUUUCUGAUAAAUCACGACCGUGGAAACGAAGCUUCAUGCUUUCUUGUGUCCGUUUGAUCUCAAUCAUCUAGUCUAUCACGAUUAAUCAAUCUUUUCUGAGGAACUCGACGAUCGAUUUCUGGCGAGCGCUGUCGAAGCGAGGCAUCUUGGCACCGGUGAAAGAAGUAUCGGUGUACCCUUGAAAAUACAGCGCGAUCCAACGAUGCUAAAACCAACGGACUAGACAGCCGCAAAUCUGACUCGAGAAAGACUCGCGCGUCCAAAUUGAAAAUGUUCAGAAAUGGCUCAAAUGGAGCAGAGGCGCAAUAUGCCUGGCUGUUGUAACCCUUAUGCUUGAUCAUAUAGGUAAGAACAUUUGUUUGAAGGUUGGUUCUCGUUUUUCAUAGUGUGAAAAUGAAAACGAACAUGAUGGACUCCGCCCGUCGAAUGCGAUUACUAGAUCCUUCAGAGGCUCGCCUGAUGGCAGAGUUUGAGUUCGACGAUACUCAUGAAACCUCUCGGAAGCAGCUAUAUGGACAUGGAGAAGGUCCUCGAACGUCUAUGAUUCUGGAUCGCGAGAAGAAAAAGAAUUUCGCACAUUCGAUCAUUGACACGAGCUUGAGCGAUACACUCGAAACCCUAAAAGAGGUCUGCCCUAUAGAUAUACUUACUUUUCUUUGAUUGCUUUCUUUCUGAUGAAUGUUUCUAGUGCCAAUUUCUCACUUUUCUAAACGCCUCAAGCUCAGACUGCUUCCUCAAAGUAUUCAUGAUCGUGGUCUCCCUAUUGAUUCGUUUCUUAUCACCUUAAAAACACAUAGGCAAUCGAAGGGCCGAAGUUUUUGCCACCUUAUACGGUUGGAGAUUUGGAGGACUUGUUACAACAACAGCAAAGUGAACAGCGCCUGGCGGAGCAACAUCACUCAGAACGGCAGGAGCCUUUCUCUUGUAUUCUUCUUUUAAGUCGUGGCACCUUCGGUUUUCCUUGGUUUCUAAUGAGAGUGCAGAAGAGAAAAAGCUGCUAUUCGUUGUAGUUCAAGCAAUUCUUCAUGCGAUGAGUAAAGUAAGAACUUCUAUUGGCUAAUGGGCUUUGCGUGUCUGCGUAUAUAGAUCCAAUCAAUCUAAACCAAUCCUUCAGUUUCGCAUCGGUUCCGAUCUCCUGACGAAGUUGAAGAAAUGAAGCGUGUAAUCGCAAAGCCACCUGCUGCGGAUGCUCGAUACUUGACGUGGGAUAAGCGUCAAGACUGGAAGGAUGCACAGGCAGGACGCAGGAUAGUCCCUCUCUCUCGCGCACCCAACAGUAGUGGGCAGGGCAGCGCCAUUUCCUCGGCAGCAACGAACGUCAAUUAUGCAAUUGAAGAUGCUGCUGAUGCUGGAGGUGGUGGAGCAGGAGGCUGCAAUACUUUCAAGAUCAAGAACGUGAGUCCUUUCCUUCUUCAAGACGGCCGUGGUUUGCAAGACUUCUCUUCGUCUUCCUCUUCGAAGAACGUGCUGUCACAUCCGGCGCAGGGAAUAAAUGCGACAAAGUGCGAUAGUAAGGCUACCACUAGCAGUCAAGCAGCAGCAAGCUCUUCCUCUUCGUUUUCUUCUUCUUCAUCUUCUACUAACAACAAACCAGCCAAGAAAAGUUAUCCGAAAGCAAAAUCGAAAGCAAAGUUUCAGAAAGUGCCGGGGCAAGGGAUGAAGCUUCAUCCUAACGUAGAGCCCCCUGCCCAUACUCCUGCCGGAUCAAGUAGUACAAAGAGGACGCCGACAAAAUCAACAGAAGUGUACUAUGAGAUUCCUCUGACACAGAUGCAGCGCGAGGUGGGUAGCAUUCUGGACCGUUUGAAUGCUAGAGAAGGGACAUCUGUAUCAUGGCCGAACCCUCCUAUGAUUUGCUUGCGGCAAGAAUUCGAAGCUUAUGCUGCGCAAGCAUUUUACAUGAACUACCUUCUACGAUGUCACGCAAGAGCAGCUGAGGACGUCACUGAAAAAAAGCACUAUCUCCUUGACGUAGUAGAGCCAUUUUUCAGGACAUGUGGACAGCACGCAAUGCCAGACUAUGCAAGUCGCGGAUGGUUGUUGUACCAAAGUGAGAUCCUGCAAGCGUUGUUUCCACCAGAAAAUGAACAGAAGCCAUCAUCUGCAAAGCCGAAAAUGAAGAAGCGUAGAGGCAAAAAAUCACAAGCAGAUGCGGACAGUGGUAGCAGUGAAAGCGACGACGCGCUACAAGAAGACGAGCUACUUCGCAAGAUUCUUCGUCUCGAAGAUGAAGAUAGUGACUACGAGCCCAGCUCUGUAGAUGAAGAUGAUAUCUGGCCGUUUCAGAAGCUGCCCUUCCCAGACUCGACGGGCGACGACGAUAGUGAAGGUUUAGACGCAGACGUCGCCGUGGGUGAAGACAUCGACACAAGCAAGCACUUCACUGACAGCGUUUUUGAAGAGGUGCGUCGGAUCAUAGGAGAGGACACAGCACGCAACAUGGAAGACAAAUGAUUUCAAUAUCUGAUACUAUCUAUCUACAAAUGAGCAAACUCUUCAUCGCUUCGCUGUAUAAAAUGUUUUUUUUAUAAUCUGCUGACAAAGACAAUUAUUUUGAACGUCGCUCGGGGUACUAGUUUGUUAGGUUGUCCUAAAUGUAUAGAAUACAAUAUUCCAUGGAUGUAGAUGUGCUUACCGUGAAAGUGGUUGAUGUUGAUUCAGAGCAAAAUCAGUUACAGGCCGCCCUUCUUGUGAACAAAGGAAAAUGCUACUGAAGCGAAAAAAGACUAAGCCUUCUUCUUCUGGCCAUCGAGAACGGACUCAUUGAGG
This is a messenger RNA of Amoebophrya sp. A25, 2922 nucleotides long. Lineage: Eukaryota; Dinophyceae; Syndiniales; Amoebophryaceae. The record is from the annotation of a GenBank genome assembly.